Nanorana parkeri is the source of this 1572-nucleotide messenger RNA. Its product is annotated as glycine-rich cell wall structural protein 1-like. The coding region runs from base 1 to 1572 and encodes 523 amino acids. The record is from RefSeq and is a predicted model, not a curated record. The transcript is spliced from 2 exons. Lineage: Eukaryota; Metazoa; Chordata; Amphibia; Anura; Dicroglossidae.
AUGCUCUUUACUGGAGGAUACACUGGAGGUCAGUUGGCUUCGUUAUCCGAGUGGCCCCCACACACUCCUGGGGGUCUAAUGAGGGACGUAGGAGGAGUCCUGGGGGGUCUAAUGAGGGACGUAGGAGGAGUCCUGGGGGGUCUAAUGAGGGACGUAGGAGGAGUCCUGGGGGGUCUAAUGAGGGACGUAGGAGGAGUCCUGGGGGGUCUAAUGAGGGACGUAGGAGGAGUCCUGGGGGGUCUAAUGAGGGACGUAGGAGGAGUCCUGGGGGGUCUAAUGAGGGACGUAGGAGGAGUCCUGGGGGGUCUAAUGAGGGACGUAGGAGGAGUCCUGGGGGGUCUAAUGAGGGACGUAGGAGGAGUCCUGGGGGGUCUAAUGAGGGACGUAGGAGGAGUCCUGGGGGGUCUAAUGAGGGACGUAGGAGGAGUCCUGGGGGGUCUAAUGAGGGACGUAGGAGGAGUCCUGGGGGGUCUAAUGAGGGACGUAGGAGGAGUCCUGGGGGGUCUAAUGAGGGACGUAGGAGGAGUCCUGGGGGGUCUAAUGAGGGACGUAGGAGGAGUCCUGGGGGGUCUAAUGAGGGACGUAGGAGGAGUCCUGGGGGGUCUAAUGAGGGACGUAGGAGGAGUCCUGGGGGGUCUAAUGAGGGACGUAGGAGGAGUCCUGGGGGGUCUAAUGAGGGACGUAGGAGGAGUCCUGGGGGGUCUAAUGAGGGACGUAGGAGGAGUCCUGGGGGGUCUAAUGAGGGACGUAGGAGGAGUCCUGGGGGGUCUAAUGAGGGACGUAGGAGGAGUCCUGGGGGGUCUAAUGAGGGACGUAGGAGGAGUCCUGGGGGGUCUAAUGAGGGACGUAGGAGGAGUCCUGGGGGGUCUAAUGAGGGACGUAGGAGGAGUCCUGGGGGGUCUAAUGAGGGACGUAGGAGGAGUCCUGGGGGGUCUAAUGAGGGACGUAGGAGGAGUCCUGGGGGGUCUAAUGAGGGACGUAGGAGGAGUCCUGGGGGGUCUAAUGAGGGACGUAGGAGGAGUCCUGGGGGGUCUAAUGAGGGACGUAGGAGGAGUCCUGGGGGGUCUAAUGAGGGACGUAGGAGGAGUCCUGGGGGGUCUAAUGAGGGACGUAGGAGGAGUCCUGGGGGGUCUAAUGAGGGACGUAGGAGGAGUCCUGGGGGGUCUAAUGAGGGACGUAGGAGGAGUCCUGGGGGGUCUAAUGAGGGACGUAGGAGGAGUCCUGGGGGGUCUAAUGAGGGACGUAGGAGGAGUCCUGGGGGGUCUAAUGAGGGACGUAGGAGGAGUCCUGGGGGGUCUAAUGAGGGACGUAGGAGGAGUCCUGGGGGGUCUAAUGAGGGACGUAGGAGGAGUCCUGGGGGGUCUAAUGAGGGACGUAGGAGGAGUCCUGGGGGGUCUAAUGAGGGACGUAGGAGGAGUCCUGGGGGGUCUAAUGAGGGACGUAGGAGGAGUCCUGGGGGGUCUAAUGAGGGACGUAGGAGGAGUCCUGGGGGGUCUAAUGAGGGACGUAGGAGGAGUCCUGGGGGGUCUAAUGAGGGACAUUCUGGACGCUCGCCAUGUCUGCGGGCGCUGA